AGGAACCGCUCUCUCUUUCCAUGGCUUUGAUAACGUCAUCAACAAAGCCUAAAUCUUUCACCUUUACAACUCUCUGUCUUGCAAAAAUGUCUCCGAACAAUAAUAGAGCAUUAAAUUUUAGCCAUUCUAAUUUUAAAAGCAAGAAAAUACACACCAGUUUUGUACCUCGUGUUUGUCAUUGUAGCAAAAAGAAUUUGUUUGCAAUUGUCAAUGCAGCUUCAGUGGAAUCAACAGAGCCAGAGCCAGAACCAGAAGUGGGAAAUUUGGGGAGAAUUUUGUUGUCAGAUGUGGUGGUAAAGAGGAAAAGAAGGGUCUUUUUUGGGAGGAAAUGGAACUCAUUAGAUAUAAUCACUGCUGGUGCCGUUUUGGCAAUGCAUUUGCUUAGUGUUUUUGCACCAUUUUAUUUCAAUUGGAGUGCUUUUUGGGUUGCUUUUGGACUCUAUGUCAUUACAGGACUUCUGGGCAUCACUCUUUCAUUCCAUAGAAAUCUUUCUCAUAGAAGUUUUAGGUUGCCCAAAUGGCUCGAGUACCUGUUUGCUUAUUGUGGAGUUCAAGCCCUUCAGGGGAACCCAAUUGAUUGGGUGAGGACACAUAGGUAUCACCACCAGUUUUGUGAUUCAGAAAGAGAUCCUCACAGCCCCCUUGAAGGGUUUUGGUUUAGUCACAUGAGUUGGCUUUUUUAUACCAAUUUGUUAAUUGAAAAGUGUGGAGGACCAAGCAAUGUUAGGGAUUUAGAGAAGCAGCCUUUCUACAGAUUUCUGAGAAGCUCAUAUGUUCUUCAUCCAAUUGCACUUGGAGUUUUGCUCUAUGCAUUGGGAGGUUUUCCCCUCAUUGUUUGGGGAAUGGGUGUGAGGAUUGUGUGGGUGUAUCACAUAACUUGGCUUGUGAACUCAGCUUGCCAUGUAUGGGGUAAGCAAGCAUGGAACACUGGAGACUUGUCCAGGAACAAUUGGUGGGUGGCAUUGCUUUCAUUCGGAGAAGGUUGGCAUAACAACCACCAUGCAUUCGAGUACGCAGCUCGACAUGGCCUGGAAUGGUGGCAAGUCGACAUGACUUGGUACUUGGUAAGAUUUUUGGAAGCCAUUGGCUUGGCGACUGAUGUAAAGUUACCAACUGAGCUUCACAAACAGAAAAUGGCUUUCAACAAUUGAAGCUAUGUUGUUGCCAUUGGUUUUGGUGGGCAAAUUCUGGCAGCUGCAUCUUGUUCAACUUCGUGAGAGACACUGAUUAUUAGUAGUAAUAAUAUUACAGAUACAACAACGUGAAUACAAAAAACUUGUUAAGUCAUCAAAUCAUCAAACUCUUGAAUACAAAAGGGUGCGAAAUGAAUAUACCUCAUAUAUUUUUUCACAAGUACUUUUUUAGUAUAAUAUAGAGAGACUUGGACUUAAACUCUUUAUCUUGGAGUCUAAUCUCUUUAUUAG
Molecule: messenger RNA, 1424 nt
Organism: Mangifera indica (mango)
Lineage: Eukaryota; Viridiplantae; Streptophyta; Magnoliopsida; Sapindales; Anacardiaceae
Product: palmitoyl-monogalactosyldiacylglycerol delta-7 desaturase, chloroplastic-like
Exons: 5
Coding region: 21-1151 (376 amino acids)
Biological process (GO): lipid metabolic process
Cellular component (GO): endoplasmic reticulum membrane
Molecular function (GO): oxidoreductase activity, acting on paired donors, with oxidation of a pair of donors resulting in the reduction of molecular oxygen to two molecules of water
Source: RefSeq, a predicted model, not a curated record